ACCUCAACAUCUCUGAGGUUUGUAUUUUGGGUUUCUUAUUAUUCACUUCCUCACACUCAGACCUUUACUUCCAGAAUUCAGAUCAAGGAGGGGGAGUAGAAGAUGGGACUCUUCUCUUUCUCUUCCGUAAACAGAUCAGAGCUUUAAAGAGGGAUGGCACUUUCUGAAAGGUGAAAGCACUUCCAGAAGAUCUCACUGGAUUUUCCCCCUCAUGGGUUCUUCUUUUGCAGGAUCUUCUUAAAUUAGGUGUAUCAACAGCCAUGGAUUCUUGUAACAGUGGGAGCUUACAGUCCUCAAGCGGUGGAGAUGAAGAAUAUGACUCACGCAACGAAUCCAUCUCUGCUUUUUUGAAUCCAGCCGGCCACGUCUCUUCCAUCUCAAACCCCUCUCACCACCACCACCUACCACCUCACCACCACCAUCAAACCCACCUUUCAUCAUCGUCUUCUUCAGCUCUGUUUGAACCAAAUCUAUCGAAUUAUCUCGAUGCCUUCUCGAGAUCGCCGCCACCAGUUUCAAACACACCAAAUUCGAUGCUAAAUUUCGACAUGGUGUGGCCCAGAGGCCUAAGAUCUGAACCCACUUGCACCGAAUUCCCUACCGGCGGUCUGAUGAGUUCCUCUUCCCAGACUCAAACCCAACCAGUCCCGGGUGGUCGAGUUGGCCCUUUCCACGGUUCAUCAUCGAUGCCAAUGCCAUUGCAUCCACUACCACCACCGGAGAACGGCUCAAGGCCUUCAGGUUCAUCGGACCAAACCGCACCCAACCCAGUACGUAACUCGAAGAAACGAUCCAGAGCUUCUAGAAGGGCACCUACCACUGUUCUCACCACCGACACGUCCAACUUCAGGGCUAUGGUGCAAGAGUUUACAGGGAUCCCUGCGCCUCCCUUUCCGGCGUCGCCAUUCCCUCGAAGCAGACUUGAUCUUUUCAGCACCGCUUCCACCACCAUGAGAUCCUCCCAUCAUUUAGAUCCUUCCCCUCCGUCUUACCUUUUACGCCCAUUUGCACAGAAGUUUCAUCCACCUUCAUUUGCUUCUUCAGCUUCUACUACCACUUCUUCUUCUUCUUCUUCCAUAGUUGACGUGAUUAAUGCUUCUGCUGCUGCUGCUAACACCACUAGCGGCGGCGGUGCUCCAAUUUUGACCGCCUCGGGUUCUAGUAAUGCUUCCAAUUCAGACUUGGGCCUCACGAAACAGACUCAAAAUCUACUAAACAUGCAGAACCCAAUCCUCACGUUCCAAUCUCUGCUACAAUCUACUGGUCCUUCUCCUCCUGGUCAACCUCCAAGGUACCCAUUAGCCAAUGGACCAGUUUUUGGCACGAAAUCACAAGAAUCAUUACCGAUUCCAUCGAACGAUUCAUCUCAGCUUAGAAUGGGAACCACGGUAAUGGAAAAUUUCACAAUAGGUGGUCAAUCAUGGAAUGGGGCUCAACGAUGGUGAUCAAUCUCAUCAAGCUCAGUUGAAGACAUUUAAUGGGAAUUAUAGCGGUUCACAGCAAAGGGCGAGUAGUAGCUGCAAGAUGAACUACUCCACUUCGUCUUCAGAGUUUCAAGUAGAGAAGGGUUCGGAUAAUGUUUCUUCAAGAGGUGAAGGUAUGGUGGAUUCAUGGAUUUGCUCUUCAGAUUAAUUAGCAACUAUUAUUAUCAUUAUUAUUAUUAUUAUUAUUAUUAUGCAGUAAAAAAGAAUCAUAGAAAUUAAAAGGAAAAGAGAAGGUGGUGAUUGAAGAGGAUAAUGAUGAGGGUGAUGAAAAGGAGGAGAAACUUUUGUCUCUCUCCAUCUUUUAACAACCACACAGCAAGCAAGCAAGCAAAGCAGCAACCCUAUUAUUUCUUAAUUAUAUGUACAUAUUGGUUUCUUAUCUUUAGUUUCUUCAUAAUUCUCAUCAUAUCAAUCCAUAUAGAUUAAUUUCAGAGUUUCAGACACGAAUGAUGGAGGUUUUGAUCUUU
Messenger RNA from Telopea speciosissima, 1951 nucleotides. RefSeq lists its product as uncharacterized. Lineage: Eukaryota; Viridiplantae; Streptophyta; Magnoliopsida; Proteales; Proteaceae. The coding region runs from base 261 to 1445 and encodes 394 amino acids. The record is from RefSeq and is a predicted model, not a curated record. The transcript has 3 exons.